Molecule: messenger RNA, 818 nt
Organism: Solanum verrucosum
Lineage: Eukaryota; Viridiplantae; Streptophyta; Magnoliopsida; Solanales; Solanaceae
Product: auxin-responsive protein IAA4-like
Exons: 3
Coding region: 152-721 (189 amino acids)
Biological process (GO): regulation of DNA-templated transcription
Cellular component (GO): nucleus
Molecular function (GO): protein binding
Source: RefSeq, a predicted model, not a curated record
CAAACUAUUAGCUAACUCAUAUUUUCUUGAACACAAAUACAAGGUCAAAAACAAUCUCUUCACAUCAAUCUUGAAGAAGAAAACCAAGAAAGACCUAGAAUUUUGAGUUUAUAGUUUAAGGUAUAGUUGUGCAGAAGUUUUUAUCACCAGGAUGGAGAAAAUUUUGAAUCUUAAAGCAACAGAACUUAGAUUGGGUUUGCCAGGGACAGAGGAAGAAGUUGAUCACCAACAAAUUGUGCCCAAUUCCAAGAAUAACAAAAGGUCUUUGUCUGAAUAUGAAGAUGAAUCAAGUUCAGAUUAUGAAGCCACAACACCCCCUGUUGCCAAGGCACAAAUAGUGGGGUGGCCACCAGUGAGAUCUUACUGGAAGAACACCUUACAAAUUACUACAAAGAAAACAGAAGCUCAUCAAGAUCAGUGUGGAAUCUAUGUCAAAGUUAGCAUGGAUGGAGCCCCUUUUCUUAGAAAAAUUGAUCUUAAAAUGUACAAGUGUUACACUGAACUCCUUAAAGCAAUGGAGAAAAUGUUCAAGCUCAACAUAGGUGAAUAUUCAGAGAGGGAAGGCUAUAAAGGGUCAGAAUUUGCACCUGCUUAUGAAGAUAAAGAAGGUGAUUUGAUGCUUGUUGGAGAUGUUCCUUGGGAAAUGUUCAUGUCAUCAUGCAAGAGGCUGAGGAUAAUGAAAGGAUCAGAAGCAAGAGGCUUGGGAUCAUGUGAACUAUGAUAUAUAUAAAUAUACCACACGCAUUUUUGAGGCUUUUAUGAAGAUUUCUCUGUUUAGAAGAAUCCUGAAAUAGAUUUAUUUAUUUAUUUUGAAACAC